AUGGAAGUUGUGCUUCUGGCUGCUCACAAACUGCAGCUGCUAUCGGAAUUGGGCGGCGUCUGUGCGGUGCCGGCACAGUCCUCGAGUAGGUCAGAGGAGUGGCAUGCGCUUAAGCCAGCUUACGUGCGUCACGGGCCGCUAAAUAAUUACAGACGCUGCCGUCUGACAGCGCGUUUCUUUUGUAGCAUGGACGGAACAGUACUGUCUUCGGCAAAUGAGACGCGCGGCUCGAAUGGGGCCCAUAGCCCUGUUAUUCUGCUGCUGCCACUGGGCCGGGAUCCUGUGGAAAACAGCGGGGUCAUAGCUUUCAAGAUGGCCAAUGAGGGUCCGCUGAUGUCCCGUCGCCACUGUGUGCUGCAACUCAGCAGUAGCUGUUUGUUGUGCGUCCCACACGACUCACGUGAGUGGUGUGCCAUUAACGUGCGGGAUUGUUGCAGCUUGAAUGGCACGUUUGUGAACGGCCGUCGCUUGGCAGCUGGCGCGAGUUCCCCACCAGUGGUGUUUGAUCCUUGCGAUGCACGGGCUUGGAGGGAGCCGCUGUUGACCCUGGAACUCGGUGCUGGGGCAAAACUCGCCCCCGGUGCUCCCCUUUCCGAGCGGCAAGCGCUGCUGCGGCUGCACGUCUUCGCACGUUUCAUAGGAGAGAGACAGGACGUUGGAUGGAUCCAGCGCCGCUUGCGGGGCGUCUGUUUUUCCAAAUUAGCUCCUGGAGGCGCUGCGCCACAUCUUUCGCAGAAUGAGCAUUCCGUUUGCAGCUUGCUUGCAGCGUCAGUGCCAGUCGAAUUGACGACGGAGGCGUUGGGAAAGGAAGAGUGUGGAAAUUGUGUACACUCCGAGGAGGUUUUGACCUCGCCGUGUGAGGCUUGUGCUGCGGCUGCGCAGAGAAUCCUGUUGCUGAAUGCAGGGAGCGCAGAGGCCGUUGACGCAAACGUCUAUCCGUCCACGCUGCCACGGUGCCACAACCCCAGUGGCCCCCAAUGCCUUGGUUCUCCAUCCCCGACUCACCGCCCUGAAUCUGGGGCGGCCGACAACGACGCGGAGGAAUCGAUGCUGCGAGAGGCGUGUGUUAAUUACGCCGCCGCUCUACCGCGCGACGCAUCGGCGCAUCUCGUAAAGAGCGCGGAGAAAAAGGGCACGCCAAGGAGGAAAAAAUGCAACAAGGCUGCCUCACCCGCGAAGCGACGCGUUAGGGACAGUUUCUUCGACUAUCCAGUUGACGUCGGAUUGACCGCACGCGAUGCGGCCCCAAGACGAACGCCACUUGGGGAAGGAGGUGCGGGAAAAAUUGGGGAUUGCGGCUUGCCAAGAAGCGCCUCCACGCGCACGGGGCUUGUGUCAGAAUCUUUGCUGGCUUCCCGCGAUGUCGGCGGUAGCCCCAGCAGCCCUUUGCAGGAAUCCCUGUUGGAUUUUUCGCCAGUUCUGGUAAAGAAACCGUUCUUGGCGAGGUCCUCUCCGCUUGAGCCUCCAGCAAGGGAGUGCCGUGUAGCGAAUACUUCUCGGUCGGUCUCCCUGCCAGCCGCAGCUCCAUGCAAGGAGGGGAGCAGGAUGGUAUCCCCUACUAGAGCUCCACCGAAGCCAGUCAAUGCCGCAAACGGAGACAUGACGGCAGAGAGGGAGGAAGUGGCGGUAAUGUCGGACGCCGUGCGGCAUCAGUUGGAAGGAGGGCUAACAGUCACGGCACAGACUUUGAGUUGGAGAAGCGGGAGUUGCUCUUUGCCGACGUCUCAAGACGAUAGAGUCGUCGCACUGCCUCGGCGCGGCAUGGUCACAGUAAAGGAGGAGGCUGCUUCGGAGGGAGAGGAGCUGGCUGGAGACGCCCGCUCCAUCACGGUGAGCGCUUCGCCUCCACCUUGCGCUCCUGCAUUGGGUGCAGGUUCGGCAGAGAGCCCGGGCAAGAAGACAAGAAAACGAGGUGGGAAGCGGAAGCGCGCUGCUGACUCGAAAGAGACGGUGAAGAUGUUUAUUGCGGAACUGCUUGAUGGCACUGACGGUGCUUCUCCUCACGAGCGUGAGUAG
Messenger RNA from Trypanosoma conorhini, 2016 nucleotides. RefSeq names its product putative helicase ARIP4 isoform X3. Bases 1 to 2016 code for a protein of 671 amino acids. The transcript has a single exon. The record is from RefSeq and is a predicted model, not a curated record. Lineage: Eukaryota; Euglenozoa; Kinetoplastea; Trypanosomatida; Trypanosomatidae. Gene Ontology annotation, molecular function: protein binding.